UGGUCAUUAGGCAAUCUAUAAUAAGUAUUUGACAUUUAAUCAAAAAGCAAAAAAAAAUUACAGUAAUAAAUAUAAGUAAUAUAAAGUAAUAAUAUAAGUAAUAAAUUAAUAUGUGGUGCCAAUUACACACGUUUGGCGAGUUGAAUCUUACGGAUUGAGUUUUAGGCCUACCGCACACUGGCAACUUUAGAUAGGCAACUUAUUAAUCAUAAAAAUAGAACACAAUAAUAUUUAUGAUCUGCCGCACACAGGUGAUUAUUUAGUUGCGGCAACUAAAAAAUUCCAACCUGUUGGAUUCUUUGAGAGACGAAACAGUUGCUGAUAAAAUAGAACAAGCUUGUUUUAAACGGGAUCGCGCUCACUGGUGAUUUGCUUUGAAAAAAGUUGCUUUGUAGUUAAUAUUUGUCGAUAAGCCGGCAAAUUACAACAAAAAUGGCUGCUAUAGAUGUUGAAUUGUUUAUUACUGAAGUCGAAAAACGACCAGCAUUGUACAAUACGAAACAAAAAGAAUAUUCAGAUAAAAAUCUAAAGAAAAAAUUAUGGACUGAAUUAUGUGAAAAAUUCAUUGAGAAUUGGAAUGAACUUGGGGAUAAGGAAAAGAAUGAAAAAGGUAACGAGUUACAAAAAAGAUGGAAAAAUCUUAGGACAUGUUUUAAAAGAGAGUACGAUGCUCAAAAGAAUAUUGCCUCUGGUUCUGGGGCUAAAAAGAGAAGGAAAUAUCUUUACUUUGAGCAGCUUUUAUUUCUGCGGGAUUCUAUAGAAAGCAGAAUUAGUUACAACAGUCUCGAACAAGGUACUGAUGAUGUGGAAGAUAACACAGAAACCAGAGAGGAAGAAUCAGAAGCUAGUGAAGCUACGCAACUUCGUACUGGUGCCGAGACUGACCAUUCUAGAAAGAAAAUUUACCAAAAGAAAACUCAUCAGAAAACAUAUGAGGAAUCUCUGCUUCAGAUUUUGAGGGAAAAAAAGGAUACAGAGAAUGAAAUUGACGAAGAUAAAUAUUUUCUUUUGUCUCUACUCCCUUCAUUAAAAAAAUUUAAUGAAGACCAAAAAUUUAUUGCACGAACGGAAAUCCUGAAUGUGAUAAGACGCGUUCGUAUGUCGGGAAGCGGCCAAAAUCAAAUUCCCCAUGAAGCAAAUGCUUUGCACCACCAAAAUACUGCCAAAAGUCUUGCUGUAAAUAUUCCUUCAACUAGUGCAGAAGGAUCACAUUAUGGAGAUGAUAGAAAUAGUUCUUUGCACUCGCCAACAUAUUCCUACCGCCAAGAAGGUUAUAACAAUGUUAUACAAAGCAGCAAUCGCAAUCCAAGCUAUACUGCAGCACAAUAUAUUUCAGACUUUUCCGCAGGACAGGUACAGGUUUAUGCAAAUACGUCCCAACAGCAAAUUGAUGAUGAGUCAGAAAUGUCGUCUCUGCUUGAAUUACAUUAAAUGCUUAUAAUACUAAUAUAUUUCUUCGUAAUAAAUAUUUUUCGAUAAAAUGAGUUUUUUUCUUACCUUAGAGUUACGGCCAAUCUUUCCUGUGGCGGCACAGCCAUUCGUAAUUGUGU
Messenger RNA from Anthonomus grandis grandis, 1550 nucleotides. RefSeq lists its product as uncharacterized. Gene Ontology annotation, molecular function: DNA binding. NCBI's taxonomy places the organism in Eukaryota, Metazoa, Arthropoda, Insecta, Coleoptera, Curculionidae. Gene Ontology annotation, cellular component: nucleus; transcription regulator complex. The coding region runs from base 433 to 1431 and encodes 332 amino acids. The record is from RefSeq and is a predicted model, not a curated record. The transcript has 2 exons. Gene Ontology annotation, biological process: regulation of transcription by RNA polymerase II.